Messenger RNA from Pogonomyrmex barbatus (red harvester ant), 2004 nucleotides. RefSeq names its product BOS complex subunit NCLN. The record is from RefSeq and is a predicted model, not a curated record. Gene Ontology annotation, biological process: regulation of signal transduction. NCBI's taxonomy places the organism in Eukaryota, Metazoa, Arthropoda, Insecta, Hymenoptera, Formicidae. Gene Ontology annotation, cellular component: membrane.
ACUUAACAUAACCUGAUCCGAGAUUCGCCAUCAUUGUCACGGAGCAAAGGCUAGAGCACGAGUCCAUCGAUGAACUUAGAUUGAUGAAACUGCGUGAAUAUCGUAUUUUCGUUUGAACCGGUACAAAUCUCUCGGUGGAAACAUGUGGCUGGAGGAAUGCGACGGUUUCGCCGAACUGUGCCGUGGAUACUUGCCAUACUAUCUGUUAAUAGUUCUACCGAUAUUUAUCAUAAUCUCCCCGGUAAAUCCGGUGGCCGCCUCUCACGAGUUCCCUGUGUAUCGUAUGCAUCAGUAUGAUCUGCAUGGAGUUCCACAUGGUUGCCGAAGCGCGCCUGUUUCCUUGGAGGCGAGGUCCUUGACUGGGUGGAGCACUUCCAGGCAUUGCGUCGUCGCCAGAGCGUUGGAUAUCACACCAUCUGUCUUCCAAUCCAUCAGAAGCAAGGCUGGUGCAUUAGUAAUUGUUCUACCUGAGAAGAUGAAUCUACUUACGACAGAGGAAAAGCAACAUAUUAUGAAUCUGGAAGAAUCUAUGAUGCACGGUCCUGAAACAAUGAUACCUGUAUAUUUUGCAUUGUGGCAUCCAGAACUUCAAACGAUUCUAAAUGAUAUCUCAGGUGGUUUUAUCACAGAUGAUAAGACUGGUUCUGCAGCAGAAGCCAUAUAUAAUUCAAUUUCAGCCAGCGGUUAUCAAGUGGUAGUAACCACUGGACAAGCGUUUCCUAAAACAGAUGUUAAAGUUGCCACGUUGCAUGGCAAAUUAACUGGAACUGGUACCGAAGAAAAAUUACCUACCAUAGCAAUAGUGACACAUUACGAUAGUACUGGUGUAGCACCUGAAUUGUCAUUUGGUGCAGAUAGUAAUGCUUCCGGUAUAGCUAUGCUAUUAGAAAUAGCAAGACUAUUUUCUGCUUUAUAUUCCACUGGUCGAACAAGACCACAAUAUAAUCUUGUUUUUAUUGCAACUGGAGCUGGCAAAUUAAAUUAUCAGGGUAGUAAGAAAUGGUUGGAGGAUCAAUUAGAUGGUGUUGAAGGUUCUGUUAUACAGGAUGCAGCUUAUGUGAUAUGCCUCGACACAGUUUCCGCUAGCAAUAAUUUAUAUGUACAUGUAUCAAAACCACCUAAGGAGAACUCAUCCGGUGGUUUGUUUUAUAAAGAGCUUAAAGCUGUAUCUCAAUCAUUAAACACUAUCAAUGUUGAAGGUGUGCAUAAAAAGAUAAAUCUUGCAGAAGAGACAUUAGCUUGGGAACAUGAAAGAUACAGCAUUCGUAGAUUGCCAGCUGCUACUUUAUCUACAUUAAAAAGUCAUGAAAAUUCGACUAGAACUACUAUAUUAGAUAUCGUUAGAGAAGGACAAAUAGAUAGAUUAUAUAAGCAUACUCAAAUUGUAUCAGAAGCAUUAGCACGUCAUGUAUAUAAUUUGAGUUCCAAUCAAAUCUUUGCUGGUCCAUUGGAUGUAUCAAAGGAAUCACUUUCUUUAUGGUUUAAUUAUUUUGCUUCUCAACCAAGAGCAGCUUCAUUAUUAGCGGAUAAACAAAAUUUAUUGGUUGGUACUUUGAAAGAAGCAAUGGCAAGGUAUUUGGGGGAUGUGAAAAUUACUCUUCAUACUCCUGAUAAACAAGAUCCGGAAUUUGUAUUCUAUGAUGUGACAAAAGCAACUCUGAAUGUAUAUAGUGUAAAGCCUGCUGUAUUUGAUCUCUUCCUUACUAUCGGCAUAAUUUUGUACUUGGGGAUAUUGUACAUGAUUGUGCACAAUUUUCCACAUGCUUACUCCCUGGCAACGAGACUUUCGACAAAGAGCAAGACAACAUGAAUCUUGUUUCCUAUUUUUUGCGUUUUUUAAUUGAUUUUCAGUAAUGUUAAACAAUCGAUCUAUAUUAUAAGAAAGUUGACUAGUUCUUAAAUAACAUAUUUCCUCUGAAAUACUGUAAGUAUACUCCAAAAAUAAUAUGUACUGAUGCAUAUUUAGGUAUUUGCCAAAAGCAAAUUAAAUUCAAGUAUACAUGU